This is a messenger RNA of Sardina pilchardus (European sardine), 5612 nucleotides long. It is a transcript of the gene trpm3, whose product is annotated as transient receptor potential cation channel, subfamily M, member 3. Bases 35 to 2773 code for a protein of 912 amino acids. Gene Ontology annotation, cellular component: plasma membrane. Gene Ontology annotation, biological process: protein tetramerization; monoatomic cation transmembrane transport; metal ion transport. Gene Ontology annotation, molecular function: monoatomic cation channel activity. The transcript has 8 exons. The record is from RefSeq and is a predicted model, not a curated record. NCBI's taxonomy places the organism in Eukaryota, Metazoa, Chordata, Actinopteri, Clupeiformes, Clupeidae.
UCCGUGUGUGUGUGCGUUGUCUCCUGCACAGGCCAUGCUGGGGAAGGUGAGCUCCGAGGCGUCGAGGAAGAAGGACGUGGAGGAGGUCCAGAGUCGCUACAGGCUCAUCCCGCUGGGCCGCAAGAUCUACGAGUUCUACAACGCCCCCAUCGUUAAAUUCUGGUUCCACACGCUGGCCUACGUCGGGUACCUGAUGUUGUUCAACUACAUCGUGCUGGUCAAGAUGGACCUGUGGCCAUCCCCGCAGGAAUGGAUCGUCAUCGCCUACAUCUUCACCAACGGCAUCGAGAAGAUGAGAGAGAUUCUGAUGUCUGAGCCGGGGAAGCUGCUGCAGAAGGUGAAGGUGUGGCUGCAGGAGUACUGGAACAUCACGGACCUCAUGGCCAUCCUCAUCUUCUCCAUCGGCAUGGUGCUGCGCCUGCAGGACCCGCCGCUCAUGAGCUACGGCCGCGUCAUCUACUGCGUCAACAUCAUCUACUGGUACAUACGCCUGCUGGACAUCUUCGGCGUCAACAAGUACCUGGGGCCGUACGUCAUGAUGAUCGGCAAGAUGAUGAUUGACAUGAUGUACUUUGUGAUCAUCAUGCUGGUGGUGCUGAUGAGCUUUGGAGUGGCCAGACAGGCCAUUCUGAACCCAAACGAGGAUCCAUCAUGGAUGCUGGCCCGCAACAUCUUCUUCAUGCCCUACUGGAUGAUCUACGGGGAGGUGUUUGCCGACCAGAUCGACCCUCCAUGUGGGCAGAAUGUGACCACAGACGACGGGGUGAUUGUGCACCCUCCCUGUAAGACUGGGGCCUGGAUCGUCCCAGCCAUCAUGGCCUGCUACCUGCUCGUGGCCAACAUCUUGCUGGUCAACCUGCUCAUAGCCGUGUUCAACAAUACGUUCUUCGAAGUGAAGUCCAUCUCCAAUCAGGUGUGGAAGUUCCAGCGCUACCAGCUGAUCAUGACGUUCCACGAGCGGCCCGUGCUCCCGCCGCCCCUCAUCAUCUUCAGCCACUUCACCAUGGUCCUCAAGCACCUGUGCUGCCGCUGGCGCAAACGGGACGACGACGAGCGAGACUACGGCCUCAAGCUCUUCAUCACUGAGGACGAACUGAAGAACUUGCAUGACUUUGAGGAGCAGUGCAUUGAGGAGUACUUCCGGGAGAAAGACGACCGCUUCAACUCCUCCAACGACGAGAGGAUCCGGGUAACAUCAGAAAGGGUGGAGAACAUGGCCAUGCGCCUGGAGGAGGUGAACGAGCGGGAGCACUUCAUGAAGGCCUCCCUGCAGACGGUGGACGUCCGCCUGGCCCAGAUGGAGGAGAUGAUCGGCCGCAUCGCCCUGACGCUGGAGCGCGUGACGGGCCUGGACCGGGGCGAGGUCACCAAGGUGCGCUCGCGCUCGCGGACCUCCUCCGACUGCACCGACGCCAACUACAUCCUGCGCCAGAGCAGCUUCAACAGCCAGGAGGGCGGCGCCUCGUACCGCCCGCCCGAGUCGUCGCUGGAGCAGGGCGGCGAGGAGUCCGUCUCGCCCACCUCGCCCACCAGCCUGCCGCCGCGCGCCCGCAGCCACUCCUUCUACGUGGGCGGGGCCAGGGUGGGCGGCGCGGCCGAGAGGGCGGAGAGCUUCUUCAAGGAGCGCUCGCUGAGCCUCCACCGCGCCAACAGCUCCCAGUCGGUGGCGUCGGGCGCCAACGCCAAGGACGCCAAGCCCGUCCCCGUCAACACGCUGUCCGUGUCGCAGCACCACCGGCCCUCGUCCUGCAUCGACAUCUACGUGUCGGCGUCCGAGGAGGCCGGCCCUUCCGAGAGCUUCCUGGAGCCCGUCAGGAUGGCGCCCCCUCUGGCCCGGGAGUCCUCCUUGCACUCCGAGAUCAUGGAGGCGGUCCUCUCCGGGGGGCGGGACUACGGCGGGCGGUCCGGGGCCGGCGAGCGACCGUCGGACGCCACGGCGAUGUACGAGGACAGCGCGGCGGCCGAUCUCUCGCUGUGCUCGGCGCAGCUGCUGCUCGCCGACAGCCUGCCGCCCUGGGACCUGGACCCGUCGCCCCCUCCCUCGGCCGGCCUGCUGGAGCGCUCCAAGAGCAGCCGCUACCUGUCGGCGGCCGGCGGCCUGUUCCCGGACGAGCCGGCGCUGGUCAAGUCGCACAGCAUGAUGUUCUCGUCGCGGCCGUACUACGGCGGCCUGAACGUGCCGGUCAAGGCGGCCGAGUACACCAGCAUCACGGACUGCAUCGACACGCGCUGCGUCUCCGCCGCCUUCCCCAUGCCCGAGCGCUCCGAGUCCCCGGGCGGGUCCUUCACCUUCGACAAGCCCCAGGACGUGAGCUCGGCGCACCCGGAGCGCGAGGCCGAGCUCAGCCACGCCGAGUCCGACCCCGAGGACCCGGGCGAGAUGCUGGGCGAGUCCAGCCGAGCCUCUUGGAGGGCGGGCGGCGGCGGCGGCGGAGGAGGAGGAGGAGGAGGGGCGGACCUCGGCAUGGCUCUCGGGCCCUACUGCUCGCCGCUCUCCCGGCUCGAGAGAGCCAACAGCUGCUCCUCGUCCGAGGACUCCCACUCCGCCAGCGCCUACGCUCGCAAGAGCUUCUCCAUCAGCGAGAGGAUGGAGCGGGGCCACGGCGGCGCCACCUCCUCCUCCUCCUCCACCACCGCCUCCUCCUCCAGGAACCCCUUCCAAAGGAGCAAGUCGGGGGCUCGGCCCGAGGGGAAAACUGACAGCUUGUCUAUGAGAAAGCUGGCCAAGCCAGCCGCCUUCCGGAGCUUCGAUAACAGGCACAACUUCACAUGAUGGCGGUGGGCUCCAGGCAGGCGUGGCCCCGGGGAGACGGGGGAGGCAGACUGGAUGGAAGCGGUCCUCUACCUCAUGUGAUUUCUAAGUUGGCCCCUUCCAUUGCAUGCUUUGGCAAAGCUUAAAUCUCUCUCAGAAUGCACGGAGUUACUCCGUGCUGUGGACACACUGGUAAUGAAACCUACAUCUUUAAGGAAUCCUAAACAAAACCAAGCAUCAUAAACACUAUUUUACUGAUUUCUGUUCUGUAUUUGAUUUGGGAAACCAAGAAGACAAAUAUCCCCCCUGACAUCUGUGUGCGUAGAGAUUACAUUGAAGCUGUCCAAUCUGUAUAUAAAUUGUGGAUCACUCCAUAGAAUAGCCCACUUUUAUGGUUUUUUCGUUUUGCUACCCGAGUUGUGGACGGGGUCAUUUAAACUAGCCAAACAACCACAAAAAAGGGAAAUACUGACAUAGUGCUCCUGCUGACUGUGUCAGAGGAGAUUUCUGUUGAUGUUCUGUUGAUUCAUUCUGAUGCCCUCUAAAAUGCAGAUGCAUUACAAUUAGGAACCAUGCAUCAGGCUCCCACAUCUGCCAUCUGGCGAUGAUGAAUGUAGUGAAAUUGUGGGUUUCCUUUCAAACGUUCUUAACAGAACAGGCUAAACCACAAAAGGACACUGUCCUAAUACUCAAUAAUCAAUAAUCAAGUUGUCAUUGUCAAGUUGUAAUCAAGUGAGGGUUUGUCCCUCAUCAUGGCUCUGCACUGAGAUCAGAAGCAGAAAGUUGUUGAUUACGGAAUUGUGAAGCCAAACGCUUGUGUCUCUGCAAUGGUCAUUAUCACCUCAAGAGGGCACCAUUACUCUUCAAUGAGGCAGGAUUUUAGUUGCAGAUUUUUAAACUUACACCAUACCAUACUAAGGUCAUAGUAUUACAUUUCACAUACACAAGUAAUUUUUUAAAACCCAAGCUAAGUGCCGAACAUGGAGGGUUCUGGUAGACGUUUUUAUUACUGUUUUUAGCUCAUGGAUACAGAGGCUCUGUAAUUUGUAUGUAAACUCAACAUAUUGUAACACUUGCUAUGCAAGAUGUCAGAGAUGGAAAUUUGGAUUACAGUAUGCACUUUAGACCAUGUUUUUUUUUCCUGGUAUGCACAUCUCAAACUUGAAGAUUUCUCACAGAUCACUGAUCUCUUGCUGAGGAGCUGCCGAUAUACAGUACAGUUUGCUGAUCCCAUGGGAGUUCCACAGACACAUCAGGAUUAAACCUGACCAAAUUUCAUGUAUUUAGAAACAUUGAUCGGUAUUCCUAAAUAGAUGAUUCAAUAAAAUCCACAAAACUAAGCUCCAGCUGAUGCAUACCAUUUUCUUUCUAAUGUACAAAUAUGAUUUAACAGGCCUCCUAAAAAUACAUUUCUGAUGAUAUUUUGAAUAUUAUAUUAUCACUAUAUAAUUGUUUGUCAUAGCCUAUUGUAUAAUACUAAAUAUAGGAAAUAUUUUACAUUUAUAUAAAUAAUUUAUAUUUACUCAGUAUUCAUUUGAGAUUCUUGAUUGUUCUAUGUUUAUUCUUAGUGUCCUUUAUCUCCCAAACAUCCUUAUUGAGCCAUUUCUCUCACAAGACAUAAAGUCUUCUAUCAAUUAUCUAUUUUUUAUCUUUUAAUCAGUAUUUUGGAAUCAAGGAAAGGAUGUGUGUAAUACAUUAACAGUUCUGGACACAUCCAAUUCUAUCUUAAUUUUAAUCGCAAUUUACGUAUUUCAGUAUUUAUGUGUAUGCAUGUACACUAAUCUUCUGAAAUCAACAAACCCCACGAACCCAACCAAACGAUAUUCUGACUUGUAAAAACUCUGAGCAAUACGAAAUGAUGUGCACUACCAGGUUCUGGGGGUCUCCGUUGAGUUAGUCAGUCUCUUGCUUCUCACCACAUGUAGUACUCGCCAGAUCCUAGCCUACUGCUAGACCUUAUGACUGCAUCAAGAGGAGUACUGGGGCACGCUGCUAUCAGCCUGUGCAUACAGUAUCUUUGCCAUCAACUGAAUCAUUUAUUUUGCCUUAUCCACGUGCAAUACUACAGAGAAAUACUAGAGAGAAUUUCACCUGUUCUCUUAAUAUGGUCUCCAUGCGGUAUUUGUCACUCAAUCCGAACUCCAGAUAUAACAAAGACGUCAACCUGUAGUUCUUGACUAUAAGCCAUCAUUGUAGGACAGGAUGGGAAAUUCACCAGCUUGCAUUGGAAGGUUUAUUGCUGGACAUCCUAGGGGGGGUGGCACAACGGCAAUGGACGCGCAUAUCACAAUGUGGGCGUCUUAGUUUGUGUCCGCAACAAUUUGAAAGAAUCACAGGGAUGAAAAGGCACAGCAAAAAGAAAGGAAAUUUGUAUCUUUCUGCUUAUCCAAUCACUGUGACAUCCCGCCCCCCAUGAGGGGUUUCAAUCACAGAACUUCCCAUCACUUCCUGCUUUGUGGGAUGUGGAGUAGAUAGGAUGAGAUGCAUGGUGUGGAGAAGCCUACCUUAUACUCAUGGGCCAUGCAAAAGACAACUAAUUAACUUUCUUGUUUGAUUUCUUAUCUGUCUUUAUGCCUCAGUGAUGUUUAGCUAAAUCUGAUGGAACACUUGAUUUUUUAUUUUAUUUCUUUUUUUUUUUGCAGUUUCUUUUGCCUUGUCUCAGAUUCAAGUUCAUUUGGCCCAUUAGAGUGGAGUGGAUUCCCUUAUCUCCAUUCGUAAUGAGCAUUAUUUUAUAUGACUUGCUUGAGACUGAACUUAGACUUGCCCAAUGCUGAUGGUCAGAUGUACAUGCCCUGUAAAUGUAGUUGUGAUUGUUGUAAGAGAUACAGUACCAAUAUCAAUAAAUAUAUAUAAGAAUUUA